CUACCCCCUAUACAGCCUCAACUCAGCUGGCGACCUUUGAGCAAAAAACUCUCCGACUGGGAAACAUCGAAGCCCAUCAGAAGACAGAACCGCCUCCAACCUUCCCACAUGUCCAUCCCGCCACAACUCAUCCGUGUCAAACGGAAACGUGUUGAUGAGUCACCCGUGACCUUCCUCCAGUUUGACGAAAACGCGAAGCGACACCGGACUGGAAGCAACUGGGUAUAUCAACGCAGGCAAGCUGUAACCCAAUCGCCGGCAGAUGCUUCUGCGAGGAUUUCACGCGAUGCCAAGCCCAUCAUCCACGUCUCGAGCCCCGACGAUGACCUCUCCAAGACGAGGAAACACAAUGAAGCCCAGGUUGCGCAACCACCAGGCAAUGCCCCCGAUACCCAGAUCCCGAAACAGUCCGAUGCCGACAGACUGGCCGAACCGCGACGCUUCCACAUUUCAAGAAAAAUGAUGAUGCCGACUGGGGGCAAUGCGCCAGGUUCGGGAGUCUCGAAGAAGACACGAUAUGGCCCAGCCGUGUUUGUCGAGCGCAGUCGAGCUAAGGCAACCAAGCGGGCUUCACGAGCCACUACCUCGUCCCAACUAUCGCCAGCUGAGACUCCUGGGAAGCAUGAUGAGACUACAGAGAUGGCUGUAGACGGCCCGGUUGAGGAGCAGCGCCUCAAGCGGCCUGGUGUUAAGAGCAGAUCGCGUUCUCCUCAACCACGCACCCCUCUACCGGCGUCCGCCACGAGCCCCCACAAUCAGGACAUGACCAAGGUUGCGGCAGACAUGAACGAUUGGGUGAUGAGAGAGAUUGGGGCGAACCUCGACAGUAUGGAACAGGAGAAGCAGAAGUCAGAACGAGCCAAGUUUAAGCCCAAGGCCCCGGCAAAAAGAUAUCAGGAUCGCCACCCCGGAGUCGCCCCUGCUACUCCUCAGCCCGCCGGGGUUGACACAGCAAUGAGCGACAUCAGUGAUCCUGAUGACGAUGAUGAUGAGUGGGUCAUUGAUGAAUACGUCCGCAUUCCGGCACACGCCAUGACCGUGGGAGUCGCUCCUACUGAUGUGGGAUUGCUGGUCCUAGAUGGCAAGGAGGAUAACAAUUUGUUCUUUGGACCAGAACGCGACGAGGACGAUGAUCUCGAUGAUGACGAGGACGAUGAAAACGCCGAAAACUACUACACGGCUGAUUACCCCGAGGACGAGGUUGCGUCAGAUGAUGAGUAUGGUCUGCAACCCUACGGCUAUCGCAAUGGGAACGCCUCAGACGACGAGGAAUUCGACAAUGCGCACUUUGACGAAAGCGACGACGAGAUGGUGAUAGAAGGGGCCGACGAGGAUGCAACCAUGGCCCGCAUCAAGGCGUACAUGAAACGAAGCCGCGCAUUCAAGUAGUGCAGACGGGCCACUGGGCGCUCGAC
Ilyonectria robusta is the source of this 1415-nucleotide messenger RNA. RefSeq lists its product as uncharacterized. Gene Ontology annotation, biological process: protein import into nucleus. Gene Ontology annotation, cellular component: cytoplasm. The transcript is spliced from 3 exons. The record is from RefSeq and is a predicted model, not a curated record. The coding region runs from base 109 to 1389 and encodes 426 amino acids. Lineage: Eukaryota; Fungi; Ascomycota; Sordariomycetes; Hypocreales; Nectriaceae.